ACAUCCCUGAUUAUUAGAUCUUUGUACAAGCAUGCUGCGUGCUGAUUGGCUCACUGACGCUGAUGAGAUUUACUCCUCAGGUAUCAAAUGACGAGACAUUUUUCAGUAUGGAAGCAGUUCAGUUGUUGCCAUAAAAGUAUCGAUGUUCGUACACUCGUCUCUUCCUCUCCGUUUCACACUAAAACAGCAUUUUUCCCGCCCAAAAACUGAGAAGUUCUCCAGAAUGUUCAAAUUUUAAAACGCCUGCUGUGUUUCAGUGUGUGUAAAGUUAAAAAAUUAGGUUUAGAUUUUGGAUACAAUUCUGUCCGACGUCAUUAUAAUAAUCAUAAAAUAAAUAUUUGGUCUGUUUGGCUCGUUAACAGAUACAUAGCUGAGAUGCUACGUCUCCAUUAAAACCACAUUAAACACGUCGUUUCCACUUUAAAACAUUGUUUUAAAACUGAGUUAAUGCAGGUAACGUAGACGCAGUCAGCCAGUAAACAUUUAGGUUUCCAGCAUGUGAUCAGUUUAAUUAAAAUAAAUGAAUUAAAUGAGGCCUGUUUGGGGGUUUCUGCUGGUUCUGAUUCAUUCUGGUCUCAGAGAUGAAAUCGUUAGUUUGACUGAAGCUUCAUGUUUUUAUUGGACUCUUAACGUACAGAUAUCAACACGUUUCAAUACUAAUCAAUACAUGUUUUAACAAACACAUCAGACUUUUAAUUCUUUACAGAUGUGAUGAUAUAACUGUCUGCGUCUCACAUUUAUAAAAGUCAUUCAGAGUAUUUUUAUAUAAUUAAAUUUCACUCUGGAAUAUUUCCAUUUGAGCGAGUGGAAGACACAGCGUCUGUGUUUGAUCAUAGAAGUUCAAUAAAGAUCUGGAACAAGAUGAUUGAGAGAAAACACACAGCAGCAUGUGACCCUGACAGAGUGGAAGAACCUUUAACCUACUUCAGGGGAAUAUCAGGGGAAACCCAGAUUUAAGAGCCUGGAAGUUGAGAUGUGAUCCUUUCUCUUCUAUUGUCAUCUUUUUUUAAUCACAAAACUCCCCUAAAACAUUUAGAUUUUGGGCGUUUUCUCUUCAAACUGCGAGAUGUCUGUCUGGUCGGGACUUUUUAGAUCUUCAUCCUGUCAUCCUGGCGCUGACGUAGGUAAAGAUCAACAUAAAAAUACAUUAUUUUGAUUUAUUCUUCUGUGUGUUUCACUUGCUUACAUCUAAUGUAGAGCUGCGAGUAACUAUUAUCUUCUAUUAAUCACUUAAAAUCUGAAAACAAUGACAAACGUCGGUCACAGUUUCCUAAAAUCCAAAGUGACGUCUUCACCUGGUUUGUUUAACCAGCAGCUUUAAAACACAAAGACUCAAAGAUGAGCGUCUGGAACAUCUGACAUUAAAAACAAUUAAUCAAUUAUCAAAGUAUUUGCAGAUUAUUGUUCCGUUGAUCGACUGAUCGUUGCAGCUUUAAUUUAAUUCAUUUUCAAAGUAUCUGUUUUUUUUCUUUUACCAGUUAAACUCAGUAAAGUAACGGACCUGCUGACGCUGCACUUUCAAACCAACUGAUAAUUAAUUAAUAAUUAGGCUUCGAUCGUGAUGCUUCAGGCUGUUUGAUUCAGCAGCAUCACGUUUCUGAAGUUACUGUAUGAACAUCUUUCCUGAACCUCUACAAACACAAAGCUCGACCGUCAUCUUCAGCUGUUUUGUGUGACUGUUAAAUAAAAUAUAAUCCGAGCAGUUUGAGGAAAUGAAGAUUUAAAAAAAAAAAAAAAAAGAAGUUAACUUGAUCAAGAAAAACAAGAAGACUGAAGGGCACUUUCAGUUUCCAGUCUCUUCAUACGGGAAACCACAGUCUGCUGGUUUUGGAGUUUGGUGAGAGCUGAUUGGCUGGUGUCAAAAGAAACUUUGUCUUCUUCUGACGCUCAACUUCCUCUCAGGAAGAAGAAGUCACCAACGAGAGAGAGAGAGAGAGAGAGAGAGCAUGAGCCGUCGCCACGAAGACGAGCCCGACUCGACUCCUCUGAGCAGAAUGCCCGCGUUGGAGCGCAGCUGUCGACUAACCAGCUGUUUGGUCCGUUUCUGAGCCUCCAUCUGCUCGCCGCCGCCGCCCGGAGGAGGCCUGAGUGCGCCGGACCAUGAGUGGAAGUAAAACCCCCCCUGAGGGCAGUGAGGGCCCGGUCCAGGGAUCCCGUCAGGCUCUGUACCACUGGCACCGUUACAAGAAGCCCUGGAGGAGGGAGUCAGGUCCUGAGCAGCCAUUGGACAGAUACAAGUGGAGGACAUCUGCUCGCCUGGCGCCUGAGGGCAAAGGUCACAGCGCGGAGCCCCGUCAACUGAAGAUGCUCAGCUUACCGAGGUUCUCGACCGCCGCGACCCCUGUUGACCAAACCUCGGCGAGGACCGGCUCUCUGCGCAGGAUCCUGCCCUUCCUCAGGUCCAUGUCCGAGCCCGGGACCACCGCCGCCACCAGCGACCCGGAGAAGACGGCGCUCAGGAAGGCGGGAUCAGACGCAGAGCGGCGAGCCCCCUCCGUCAGCAGCUUCAUCACCUCGUUCCAGCGCAGGAUCAGCAGAGUCCUCAGAGACGAACCCGAACCGGCAGGACCAGCGUCUGAUGUGAAGGGUCCUCCGGCUCACCGGUUCUCCUGCGGUCAGAGUCCGUACACCGACAGCGGAGCCUGGGAGAGGAAGUACUGCAUCCUGACGGACAGCCAGCUCAUCCUGCUCCACAGGGAUGACGAGGCUGCAGGGGAGGCCCAGGAGAGCCCCACAGACUCAGCGAAGGGUCGAAGCCUCCGCAGGACCGUCAGCGUCCCCUCAGAGGGGCAGUUCCCAGAGUUCCAGGCAGAGGGCGCCGCCAUGCUGGAAGUGUCUUCGGAGCGAUCUCCGAGGAGGAGGAGUAUUUCCGGCGUCGGGAGCGCAGAGAAGAGCGUCGCCGUCGACAAUCCGAACUCAUCACCUUUCAAAGUGCCGGGGUUUUUCAGCAAACGUCUCAAAGGCUCCAUCAAGAGGACGAAGAGUCAGACCAAACUGGACAGAAACACCAGCUUCAGACUGCCGUCGCUGCGGCCCGCCGACGCCGACAGGUCGCGCGGGCUUCCCAAGCUGAAGGAGUCGACCUCCCAUGAGUCUUUGCUGAGCCCCGGCAGCGCGGUGGAGGCUCUGGACCUGAGCAUGGAGGAGGACGUCUUCAUCAAGCCUCUGCACAGCAGCAUCCUCGGACAGGAGUUCUGCUUCGAGGUGACGUACGCAGGCGGCAGCAAGUGUUUCAGCUGCGCUUCGGCCUCGGAGAGAGACAAGUGGAUGGAGAACCUGAGGAGGACGAUUCAGCCCAACAAGGACAACUGUCGGCGGGCGGAGAACCUGCUGCGACUGUGGAUCAUCGAAGCCAAAGAUCUGCCGCCUAAGAAGAAAUAUUUCUGCGAGCUGUGUCUGGACGACGUCCUGUACGCUCGGACCACCAGCAAGACUCGCCACGACAGCCUGUUCUGGGGCGAGUACUUCGACUUCUCCAGCCUGCCCGCCAUGCACAGCAUCACCGUGCACAUCUACCGCGACGUGGACAAGAAGAAGAAGAAGGACAAGAACAACUACGUGGGUCUGGUCAACAUCCCCGUGGCGGGCGUGACGGGCCGGCAGUUUGUGGAGAAGUGGUACCCGGUCAGCACGCCCACCACCAGCAAGGCCAAGGGAGGCGGCCCGUCGAUCCGCAUCAAGUCCCGCUUCCAGACCAUCUCCAUCCUGCCCAUGGAGCAGUACAAGGAGUUCGCCGAGUUCGUCACCAACAACUACACCAUGCUGUGCUCGGUGCUGGAACCCGUCAUCAGCGUCAAGAACAAGGAGGAGAUGGCCUGCGCCCUCGUCCACAUCCUGCAGAGCACCGGGAGGGCAAAGGACUUCCUGACAGACCUGGUGAUGUCAGAGGUCGACCGCUGUGCCGACCACGACGUCCUGAUCUUCAGGGAGAACACGCUCGCCACCAAAGCCAUCGAAGAGUAUCUGAAGCUGGUGGGACAGAAAUACCUGCACGACGCACUCGGUGAGUUCAUUAAAGCUCUGUACGAGUCGGAUGAGAACUGUGAGGUUGAUCCCAGUCGAUGCUCCAGCGGCGAUCUGGCCGAACACCAGAGUAACCUGAAGAUGUGCUGCGAACUGGCUUUCUGCAAGAUCAUCAACUCCUACUGUGUGUUUCCUCGGGAGCUGAAGGAAGUGUUUGCAUCGUGGAAGCAGCAGUGCGUCGCUCGCGGCCACCAGCAGGACAUCAGCAAGCGUCUGAUCAGCGCCUCUCUGUUCCUGCGCUUCCUCUGCCCCGCCAUCAUGUCGCCGUCGCUCUUCAACCUGAUGCAGGAAUAUCCGGACGACCGGACGUCCCGGACGCUCACCCUCAUCGCCAAAGUCAUCCAGAACCUCGCCAACUUCACCAAGUUUGGAAACAAGGAGGAGUACAUGGCCUUCAUGAACGACUUCCUGGAGCACGAGUGGGCGGGGAUGAUGCGUUUCCUGUCGGAGAUCUCCAACCCGGAGACUCUGUCCAACACGCCGGGCUUCGAGGGUUACAUCGACCUCGGCAGAGAGCUGUCGGUCCUCCACGCUCUGCUGUGGGAGGUCGUCUCCCAGCUCGACAAGGGUGAAAAUUCCUUCCUGCAGGCCACCGUAGCAAAGCUCGGCCCGCUGCCGAGGAUUCUGGGAGACAUCACUCGCUGUCUGGCCACUCCCACGCCCGUCCAGCAGCAGCUGCGGCGUUUCCAGGACCACCACAGCUCCGCCCACAACAUCAGUGGCAGCCUGUCGUCCGGGUUACAGCGAAUCUUUGAGGACCCCGCCGACAGCCACAGCAAAGUCCGCAGCCUGCAGUCUCCGGGGAGCGAGCUGAUGGAGGAUUACGUGCGGGGUCAGCGCCCCCUGCUGGCUCAGCAGCAUCCCUCCACCCACACCAGCUUCUCGGACCAGGAGGAGCGAGACAACCUGCUUCCCAACGGACGCAGCAUCUCUCUGGUCGACCUGCAGGACGCUCAGAACCUGCACGGCCCUGCGGGGCCGCCGCCGCACCACGAGGCCCCUCCCCGCCUCAGCAGGGUCGGCUCCCAGGCCUCCAUCGGACACGCCCCGCCCCCGCACAACUACCCGCACUCCAACCCUCUCACCCCCCAGCCGGCGCCGCACCAGAGCAAAGCCGCGGCCAGAGACGGUCAGCCGCAGAGCGCGCCGCAGGUGAGGCGGCCGCUGCACCCGUCGCUCAGCCAGCAGCGCAGCCUGCAGCCGCUGUCCUUCCAGAACCCCGUCUACCACCUGAGUAACCCCGCCCACAGCCUGUCCACACGCUCCGCCCACUCGCUGCGGCAGGACUCCAGCUCGGAGAACCUGAGCACCGAGAGCUCCCACAACAGCCACAGCAACUCCGACGACUUCGGCAGCCAGGUGGGCGGCAAAGGUCGCGUGGCGUCCAACAGCAGCCUGGACGAGUUCGGCAGCAGACGGAGCACGCAGAGCGAGGAGUGUUCGACGCCGCGCCGCCACGCUCCACCCGACCUCCCGCCCGGCGCCGCGACGGCGGUCGCCAUCCCCCGACAGAGCACGACGGCGGGCACCGCCCACAUCGUCAAGGUGGAGCAGCAGAGCCGGGGAGGGGGCGGAGCCAGGACGCCGCGCUCGGCCCCGCACAGCGCCUCGCUCCGCAGCAGCAGCAGCGCCAACACCGAGCCGACGCCCACCACCAGCCACGCCAACCGCCAACAGUCUGUGGAGAACGUGGCUCCGCCCACGAGGACUGCCGCCAAGCAGCCGCCGCCGCUGCCGCAGGUGGCGUCUCCGGUGGAGGCGGUGGCGGUGGCGAUGUCUCCGGUGGAGAGGACGGCAGCCUGGGUGCUCAACAACGGCCAAUACGACGAGAAGGAGGAGGAGGGAGGAGGAGGAGGAGGAGGAGGAGGAGGAGAGAGGAGCAGAGAGGAAGGACGAAACACUGAGAAGUACGAGCUGGAGAUCUCGCGGCUGAAGGAGCGUCUGCGGGUGUCGGGGAGGCGGCUGGAGGAGUACGAGCGGCGGCUGCUGGCUCAGGAGCAGCAGAUGCAGAAGCUGCUGCUGGAGUAUAAAUCCCGUCUGGAGGACAGCGAGGAGCGACUGAGACGGCAGCAGGAGGAGAAGGACAGCCAGAUGAAGAGCAUCAUCUGCAGGCUGAUGGCGGUGGAGGAGGAGUUAAAGCGGGACCACGCAGAGAUGCAGGCGGUGAUCGAAGCCAAACAGAAGAUCAUUGACGCUCAGGAGAAGCGGAUCGGCUCCCUGGACGCGGCGAACUCCCGGCUGAUGGCGGCGCUGACGCAGGUGAAGGAGCGUUAUAGCACGCCGAACCUCCGCAACGGCCUGUCGCCCACCAACCCCACCAAACUGUCCAUCACUGAGAACGGAGAGUUCAAGAACAGCAGCUGCUGAUUGGUCUACGAGGACCGAGGGGGGCGGGGCUUAAUGUACCUGACCCCCCCCCCCCCUCGCACAUGAGAAUCUAUAAAUACGAGUGUAAAUACUGAAGGAUUGAUCUGUUCAGUGUACAGAGAGAGAUAGAGAGAGAGUGUGUGUGUGUGUGUGUGUGUGUGUGUGUGUGUGUGUGUGUGUGUGUGUGUGUUGCGUCUCAGAAGCACAGUGAGGAAGAAACAAACCAAAAACAGAAACUGAACAAUGAACGCACUCAGUUUUCUAACUGACUUUUUUAUGGUUUUUAUUUGAAUCUUCUGCUUUUUUUUUUGCUCUUGUUGUUGU
Thunnus maccoyii (southern bluefin tuna) is the source of this 6714-nucleotide messenger RNA. RefSeq names its product RAS protein activator like 2 (gene rasal2). Bases 2101 to 6390 code for a protein of 1429 amino acids. The record is from RefSeq and is a predicted model, not a curated record. The transcript has 18 exons. Lineage: Eukaryota; Metazoa; Chordata; Actinopteri; Scombriformes; Scombridae. Gene Ontology annotation, biological process: regulation of GTPase activity.